This is a messenger RNA of Capsicum annuum, 1031 nucleotides long. Its product is annotated as kirola-like. The transcript has 2 exons. The coding region runs from base 9 to 542 and encodes 177 amino acids. Lineage: Eukaryota; Viridiplantae; Streptophyta; Magnoliopsida; Solanales; Solanaceae. Gene Ontology annotation, biological process: defense response. The record is from RefSeq and is a predicted model, not a curated record.
UAAGGGCAAUGAACUAUGGUUUCAAUAAGUACAAUUUUUCCAUUCAUAUACAAAUAGUAAUAGUAACCGCUUCCUUGCUAUUGCUAUUUGCUAAGAGGAGGAUGGGUUUGAGGGGUAAAUUAGUUGCUCAUUUGGAGGUCAAAUGUGGUGGAGAACUAUUUCAUGAUCACUUCAACACCAAACCUCACCAUAUUCCUAAUAUAAGUGAUAAGAUAAAUCACUUUGGGGUUCAUGAAGGUGAAUUAGGAAGUGUUGGUACUAUUAUCGAAUGGAGAUUUAAAUAUGAUGGGGGAGAGAGGGUGGCAAAGCAAGUUGUUGAUCACAUAGAUAAAGAAAAGAAAAGAAUCAGCUUCAAAUUUGUUGGAGGAGAUUUUGUGGAUUUAUACAAGGAAUUUAAGACUACUUUGGAUGUUGAAGAGAAUUGGAUAUCAUGGACAUUUGAGUAUGAGAAGCAAAAUGAAGAUGUCCCAGAGCCCAUCACACUUUUGGGAAUUGCCAUUGAUGUCAUGAAAGACAUUGAUUCACACCAUCACAACAAAUGAUACAUCAUCUAUUAGAUCUAUAUUGGCCUAGUAAAAUUCAGUGCUUCAAAUGAUCUAUUUUCCAUUGUGUAGUUUUAUGUGCUUUCUGUCGGGAAUAGUUUCUCUAUCUUUUAAGAUAAGAAUAAAGUUUACGUCUAUACUAUUGAUUUUGUUAUUUUUUUUUUUAAGUUUCCUCUUAUGAAAUCAUAUUGUGUAUGGGGUUGUUAUUAUUGUCGUCAUGAUUUUAUGUGUGUUUUUUUAAUUUGAAACGGAUUCUUUAUCUUUUAAGAUAGACAUAUGAUUUGUGUACACAUUAUUAUUUUCAGAUCUCACUUGUGGAAUUACUCUGGAUAUAUUGUUGUUGUUGUUGUUGUCAUUGUAAUUCCAUGUGCUUUAUAUUAAAAAACAGACUCUCGAUCUUUCAAGGUAGAGAUAAGAUUUGUGUGUACACAUUACUUUUCUCAAAUUUGUAUGAAAUUACAUUGAAUAUAUUAUUAUUAUUAUUAUUAU